GGUCGGAGGUGGAGUGGGCUUCUUUUCACUUGGGCCAAGGCAGGGCCAAGGCGAAACUCACCACCCGGCGCCCCUCAAUCCUCCUGCGAGCAAGGAUCGUGCUUGUUUGUCCCGCGCGCCCGCUGGGAUGUUCCGCCAGUGGUCGGUGCAGUCAGGACCGGCCCCCCGACGGCCUGGAUCCCUUGCGGCAGCUGAGGAGCUGUGGGAGGAAGAAGUGGAGCGGCUGUGCGCCUCCCGGGCGCCGGUACGGAUGCUGCCCUACGCCAUGGCCGACAGGCGCUUCAUCCGGGAACUGCGGGAGCCCGAGGGGGUGAAGACCUCCUGCUGGCAGCGGUGGUGUCGCAGAGGGCAGGUGGCCCGACAGCACCUCAGGGAGGCAGCGCAGAAGCUGGCUCAUGGCUUCGGGCUUUGGGAGGGAGCACUCUACGAGAUUGGGGGCCUCUUCGGGACUGGGAUCCAGUCAUACUUCACUUUCCUUCGCUUCCUGCUGCUUCUCAACCUGCUGACCCUGCUGAUGACCGCCAGUUUUGUCCUGUUGCCCCUGGUCUGGCUCCACCACCCUGAGCCAGGCCCUGCCUUGAAACUGACAGGCCUCCAGUGCUCCGGCAGCCACCCAUCCCAGAGCGGCAUUCCGAAAUUCCACAACCCACUUUGGAAUAUUUUAACUGGCAGGGUGGAGCUGGAAGAGGGCCGCCGCCUGGAGCUGGCUCAACAGCAGACCCGCACCCAGAAGGCCUGCCACCUGCUCACCUACCUGCGUACCAAUGUCCUCAUUGCACUCUUAGUAGUUGGAGCCAUCAGCGCCAUCUUCUGGGCCACCAAGUACUCACAGGACAACAAGGAGGAGUCCCUUUUCCUGGUGCUGCAGUACCUGCCCCCUGGAGUCAUUGCCCUGGUCAACUUCCUGGGUCCCCAACUGUUCACGGUCCUGAUCCAGCUGGAGAACUUCCCUCCUAGCACUGAGGUCAACCUCACCCUAAUCUGGUGCGUGGUGCUGAAGCUGGCCAGCCUGGGGAUGUUCUCCUUCUCGCUGGGUCAGACUGUGCUGUGCAUAGGCAGAAACAACACCAGCUGCGAGACCUACGGCUACAACGCCUGCGAAUACCAGUGCUGGGAGAACUCCGUGGGUGAAGAGUUAUAUAAAUUAAUCAUCUUCAACUUCCUGCUCACCGUGGCCUUCGCCUUCCUGAUCAGCCUGCCUCGGAGGCUGUUAGUGGAGCGCUUCUCAGGCUGGUUCUGGACUUGGCUGGACCGGGAGGAGUUCCUGGUGCCCAAGAAUGUGCUGGACAUCGUGGCUGCACAGACUGUCACCUGGAUGGGCCUCUUCUACUGCCCCCUGCUGCCGCUCCUCAACAGUGUCUUCCUCUUUCUCACCUUCUACAUCAAGAAGUACACCCUCCUGAGGAACUCCAGGGCGUCCCCAAGGCUGUUCCGAGCCUCCAGUUCCACCUUCUUCUUCCAACUGGUGUUGCUCCUGGGCUUGCUCUUGGCUGCGGUCCCUUUGGCCUACGUGAUCAGCAGCACCCACUCCUCCUGGGACUGUGGUCUCUUCACCAACUAUUCAGCCCCCUGGCAGGUGGUGCCAGAACUGGUGACCCUCCAGCUCCCACUUCCUGGCCAGCGUGCCCUCCGGUACCUCAGCUCCCACGCCUUCAGCUUCCCGCUCCUCAUUCUGCUCAGCCUCGUCCUGACCGUGUGCGUUUCCCAGUCCCGGGCGAACGCCAGAGCCAUCCAAGGGCUGCGGAAGCAGCUGGUGUGGCAGGUCCAGGAGAAGUGGCACCUGGUGGACGACUUGUCGCGGCUGCUGCCCGAGCUGAGCCCGGAGCCCGAGUCCCCUCGCCCUCGCUCUCGAGCUUCGCGUCCGCGGUCCUUCUGCCCCGGAUUCCCGUGCCCAGGUUCUCCCGGCCCCAGGACACCCCGGCUGGGACCCUCCACCAGACUGAGCUCCUCGAGCUCCGGAGCCCCCAGUGCCUCGGUUCCUGUCGCCAGAUUUCACUUCCCUAGCCGCACAGAGAUGUAGCGCCGAUCGCCCCACAGCCCACCCCACCCCCGGUUCUGCCUCCACUCCCAUCGGUUACCGAGGAUCCCUAGUCUCAGGAGCCACUGCCUACAGCUGGCCCCAGGCUUCAUCCUCAGGUCAGCAGGAAGAACAUGAGAAUGUCUACCUCUAUCUUAUUUUGUCUAAUCCCUUCAGAUGUUUUAUUGAGUGUUUUAUAGUGUACAUAAUGGUAUGUAUAUCAACUCAUGGAUAAA
Microtus ochrogaster (prairie vole) is the source of this 2253-nucleotide messenger RNA. It is a transcript of the gene Tmc8, whose product is annotated as transmembrane channel like 8. The coding region runs from base 128 to 2020 and encodes 630 amino acids. Gene Ontology annotation, cellular component: plasma membrane. NCBI's taxonomy places the organism in Eukaryota, Metazoa, Chordata, Mammalia, Rodentia, Cricetidae. The transcript has 13 exons. Gene Ontology annotation, molecular function: mechanosensitive monoatomic ion channel activity. The record is from RefSeq and is a predicted model, not a curated record.